AUGACGCUGUUCUCGUCGAAGCUCCGCUAUCUUCUGGUCUUCUACGCCGCGUUCCAGGCGAUUCAGUAUGGACUCCGCUGGAAAUCGUACGAUAUCUCGCCGAAACAGUUCAAGACGGUGGCUGGAAAAGCGGCUGGCGCCGCGACAAUUUCUCAGUCAAUGUCCUCAUUGACAUCCGGAUUGCGGACAUAUUACGAGCCGAUCUUGCCGAGACACAUCGAAUGGCACGCAAUGCAAAUGGGAGGAUUGAGUCUGAGAAUCUAUCCAUAUCUCACCGCAUUCACCGAGUUCGCCGCCGCCUUCUCCGCCCCAUUCCCAACGACGGGACGUCCUGGAUUCCAUUGGGCGAACACGACGUGCACAGUUCUGAAGGGAAAAGUGUCGAGAUUCAACGAUGGGACUCAGGAUGAGUCGAGUGAGACGUUCUCGUCUGGAAUGGUUUUCAGACACGGACAAUUCGAGUCGUUUGUCUAUAAUUUGGAGAAGGAUACCUAUGUGGCAUGCUAUGGACGCGGAUUCCUACCGUUCUCUUCCACUGUCCACGUCACCUCUGGAAUCUCCCUCGGCGAGCCGCUCUCAAUCAUCAAGUUCUACAUCACACAGGCUCAAAACUACUGGAUCACUCUGAGCCAGUCGAUGUACCAAGUCUUCCAACACUACAAAGCACGCGCCACCGGAGAGCUCUAA
Molecule: messenger RNA, 687 nt
Organism: Caenorhabditis remanei
Lineage: Eukaryota; Metazoa; Nematoda; Chromadorea; Rhabditida; Rhabditidae
Exons: 4
Coding region: 1-687 (228 amino acids)
Cellular component (GO): endoplasmic reticulum
Source: RefSeq, a predicted model, not a curated record